Messenger RNA from Pteronotus mesoamericanus, 2880 nucleotides. It is a transcript of the gene KPTN, whose product is annotated as kaptin, actin binding protein. Gene Ontology annotation, biological process: negative regulation of TORC1 signaling; actin filament organization; cellular response to amino acid starvation. The coding region runs from base 1 to 1299 and encodes 432 amino acids. NCBI's taxonomy places the organism in Eukaryota, Metazoa, Chordata, Mammalia, Chiroptera, Mormoopidae. The transcript is spliced from 12 exons. Gene Ontology annotation, molecular function: actin filament binding. The record is from RefSeq and is a predicted model, not a curated record. Gene Ontology annotation, cellular component: actin cytoskeleton; KICSTOR complex; lamellipodium.
AUGGGGGAGGCGGCGAUGGCCGCGGAGCCUUGCCCGCUGCGCGAGGAUAGCUUCACGCGCUUCUCGUCGCAGAGCAACGUGUACGGGCUGGCGGGCGGUGCGGGCGGGCGCGGGGAGCUGCUGGCCGCCACCCUUAAAGGCAAGGUGCUGGGCUUCCGCUACCAAGACCUCCGACAGAAAAUCCGGCCUGUGGCCAAGGAGCUGCAGUUCAAUUACAUACCCGUGGAUGCCGAAAUUGUCUCCAUCGACACCUUCAACAAGUCGCCCCCAAAGCGGGGCCUGGUGGUGGGGAUCACGUUCAUCAAGGAUUCAGGAGACAAAGGGAGCCCCUUCCUUAACAUUUACUGUGACUACGAGCCUGGCUCUGAGUACAACCUUGAUUCCAUUGCCCAAAGCUGCCUGAACCUGGAGCUGCGGUUCACCCCUUUCCAGCUGUGCCACGCAGAGGUCCAGGUCGGGGGUCACCUGGAGACCGUGUUUCUCCUGAGCGGGAACGACCCAGCCAUUCAUCUCUACAAGGAGAACGAGGGGCUCCAUCAGUUUGAGGAACAGCCUGUGGAAAACCUCUUCCCAGAACUCACGGACCUGACCAGUAGCGUCCUCUGGCUCGACGUCCACAACCUCCCCGGCACGUCCCGGCGGCUCUCAGCGCUCGGCUGUCAGAGUGGUUACGUCCGCGUGGCCCACGUGGACCAGCGGAGCCGAGAGGUUUUGCAGACAUGGACGGUCCUGCAGGAUGGCCCCAUCUCCCGGGUGAUCGUGUUUAGCCUCUCGGCUCCCAAGGAGGCCCAGGACAGGCCGCCGCGGGAGGAGUACGGCGUGCUCGUGGCCAGCAUGCUGGAGCCGGCCGUGGUGUACCGGGACCUGCUGAACCGGGGCCUGGAGGACCAGCUUCUCCUGCCUGGCAGUGACCAGUUUGACAGCGUCCUCUGUGGCCUGGUCACCGAUAUCGAUUUGGACGGGCAGCCAGAAGUCCUGGUGGCCACCUACGGACAGGAGCUGCUCUGCUACAAGUACUGCGGCCCCGAGGCCGGACCCGCCGAGGCCGGGCCUGGGUUCCGCCUGCUGUGGCGAAGGAGCUUCCCCAGCCCGCUGCUGGCCAUGGCGCACGUGGACCUGACCGGGGACGGGCUGCAGGAGCUCGCCGUGGUCUCCCUGAAGGGCGUGCACAUCCUGCAGCACAGCUUGAUCCAGGCCUCCCGGCUGGUCCUGAUGCGGCUUCGGCACCAAGUGGAGCAGAGGAGACGUCAGCCACGGAGGCUGGGCGACAAGGCGGGCCCGGGGCCUGCUGGGACAUAGGCCUCCUGAGCACCACCCGCUGCCCCCCGUUGGGGUACCCACCUGCAACGCCUCCUGGAGUAGGAAGGGUCCUGAAGGAGGAAAUGGCCUGCCCAGGCCCCCCAGGGAGCCGGGGCUGCGGGUUCCUGCACGGCCCUGCCCCGGCUGCCCGGCGACCUCGCCUGACGCUCUCCUCCGGGCCUCAGGGUCCCACUUGAAAUUGGCGUGGUCUCACCCACCCCCCUCCUGCUCAAGGUGAGAAUCGACCGGCCGCCGAUGAUUUUUAUGCCCAAAGGAACUGAACUUUCCAUUGUCUUUAUCGUUCUGUUCAGCAAGCGUUGGACGAGAGCCUGGCACCCUGGGCUGGGUGCUGGGCUCGCCCAGAAGAGGGAGGGGCAGGAGGUGAGGGAGAGAGGGUCUGAGGAUAGACCCGAGGCAGGACCAAGCAGGGUCCAGAGCCCAGGCCCCAGAGGAAAGAAAUGGCCCUCAGCCCCAGCAGAACGGCCGCGUGAAAGUGCAGUGUAGGGAGCAGGCCGCAAGGAAAGGCCUGAGGUUAGACCCCGGGGGGAGCUCGGACCUGAGAUUAGGGCCCAGUGGGCAGACAAGGAAAUCGGCCUCAGAGGAAAGGAUGGGGGUGGAAGGGACCCCUGAGGAGGCAGAGGGCCUGAGGCCCGGCCCCUGGGAAGGAUGUGGAGGUAGGACCCGGCAAAAUUUCUGUCGUUAGACCCCAGUGCCAGCCCCCGGCGGUGCUGAGGCGUGGCCCAGGGCGCACUGUGCCGUGAAGGGCCAGCCGUCCUGGGUGAGGGCCAGAGCGCUGGAGACAGGCCGGUGGCUGCAGCCCGCGGCUAUAGGAGCCGCUCUGCUCUGUGGCUCCAGGAGAAGGGGGCCAAGGCCUACAUCUCGGGGACCAGGGAGGACCAGGGUGGCGGACGAAGUUCCGCCCUCCCCCACCAGAGCCCAGGAAUAGAAUCCAGGUCAGGAGGGUCCAGGAGUAAUUCCUGAGCAGGAUCCAAGCCGGCGGGGAGGGUGGGCUCCUCCCCCCCUCAUCCCCCCAACCCCGGGCUGGAGGUUGGGUGGGAUGCUGCUUCCUGAGGGAGAGGCCACCCUGGCCACCUGCCUCCUCCCGCGGAAGUCCGCCCAUUGGUCCGCCCCCGAAGGUGGCGGCGGCGGCUGAGCCGCCAGCUCCCCACAGUGGGUUGUAGCCGGAGGCCCGCCGAUCCUCAGCAACCCUGUCUCCACAUCUCCCAGAACCCAGGCCCGGGUGUGGGAAGUGGCAGGGAGCAGACCCCCCUCCGCACGAGCAGGGUCUCCUCCGGCUGCCCGCCUGCUCCCCUGCCUGUCCUUCGUCCUGGGCAGGAGAGGGGGCCGAGGGCUCUGGGUGACAGGGCCUGUGAAGCGUGCACACCCGAGGAGGGGCGUGUCAGGUGUGUGUCCACGUCAGGGCUCUUGAAUUUGUCUUCCAAGAGCGUGGGCCACCGCCCUGGCCGGGGCGGCUCAGUGGACUGAGCGCCAGCCUGUGAACAGAAAGGUCGCCAGUGCGAUUCCCUUGGGUUGCCAACCGGGUCUGCAGAUGGGGACAAACGGGGGGGCAACCAACCUAUG